This is a messenger RNA of Diprion similis, 2300 nucleotides long. RefSeq names its product putative protein FAM10A4. The transcript is spliced from 6 exons. Lineage: Eukaryota; Metazoa; Arthropoda; Insecta; Hymenoptera; Diprionidae. Gene Ontology annotation, molecular function: Hsp70 protein binding; protein dimerization activity. The record is from RefSeq and is a predicted model, not a curated record. Bases 123 to 1334 code for a protein of 403 amino acids.
CGAUAGCCACCGACCUUCCACUGCCUUCAAGAAGCUGAGUUGCUGACGUUUUUUUUCGCACAUUUUGUUGUGAUUCGAGUAAAAUAAGUACUGCGCAUCUGAUCGAGAACGAGGACAUCGAAAUGGCUGCUCCUGUCAGUAAAGAGCAUCUGGCCCAGUUGAAAGUAUUCACCGAUUUGUGCGUUGAAAAUCCUUCGAUCCUGCACCUUCCGGACUUCGCUUUUGUCAAAACUUUCAUCGAACAUUUUGGAGGCAAUGUCCCUGAUGCCAAGAGCGGCAACACCUCGGGAUAUCCCAAAUUCAAACCUCAACCCCCUCAGGCAAAUAUUCCCGAGCCUGAGCCUGUACCGGAAUCUGAUGAAAGUGACAUCGAACUUGAUAUGACGGGUGUCAUUGAACCGGACACAGACGCCCCACAGAAAAUGGGUAAUCCUACUCUUCAGCCAACGGAGGAAGAAGUGGCAGAGUCUCAAUCGAAGCGUUCCGAAGCGGUGUCCGCUUUUGUCGAAAAAGACUAUGAAAAGGCGCUGUCUUUGUAUACAGAAGCUAUAGUACUGAAUCCUCAAGCUUCUUUGCUGUACGCAAAGCGCGGGCAACUGUACUUGAUGCUCAACAAACCCAACGCUUGUAUCCGCGACUGUGAUCGUGCUCUUGAAAUAAAUCCAGACAGUGCUGCCGCGCACAAGUUCAGGGGACGUGCUUACAGAUUACUUGGAAAAUGGGAGGAGGCUGCCAAUGAUCUUCGUCUAGCUUGUAAAAUCGAUUUUGAUGAACAAGCUGAUGAAUGGCUGCGAGAAGUUACUCCUAAUGCUCGCAAAAUAGAGGAACACAAACGGAAGCAGGAACGUAAAAAGGCUGAGAGAAUUGAACGUGAGAGAAUGGAAAGACUGAAGAAAGCCCGAGAGGAGGCAAAAUUGAGGGAAGAUAACACGCGUCCAUCCCAAACUGAAGGAUCCGCACCCGGGGCAGGAGGUGGUGGUUCUCCUGGUACGGGUGAUUUUUACCAAUUCCUUAAGGACCCUGAAGUUCUGCAAGCUUUCCAGGAUCCGGAGGUAGGGGAAGCGUUCAAGGACAUUUCUGCGAACCCGGCAAACAUAUUGAAGUACCAGAGCAACCCGAAGAUUAUGGCACUGAUUAAUAAAAUGGCUUCAAAGUUUGGGGGAGCGGGAGGUGGAAUGCCACCGGGUAUGGCUGGCAUGGCAGGCAUGGCAGGCGGCAUGGGCGGAUUUCCAGGCAUGAUGGGUGGUAUGCCCGGCUUUGGUGGUACAGGUGCAGCACCACCGACCGAUCCGUCUAGACCUCAGAACCCUGCAGACGACGUAGGCCUCGAUUAAAUUCGAAUGGCUGGGCAAAGUGAAGAGAGUUUCAUGCUGCUGCUGUCCAUAUACCUGGGGAACCUGCUGGACGUGAUGCCAGAAUGAUGCAGAUUCGUUAUCUUUGGUUUUCCUAACCAAUUGCCUAUAAUCGUAAUAUUCUAAUACUAACGAUAUUUCCCUUUUACUUAAACUUUUAUCACCCUUGUUACGAUUAUAAUAUUAUAGUUUUUUUUUUUUUUUUUUUUUUUAGUUUUCUAUGACCUAAUAUUUUUCAAAGCUUUCUCUGAAUCAAAUUAGCAUUAAGUAUCGUGUACGAUUUUUCAAUACGAAAUCUUACACUAAUAAUAGUACACCUAUUUACAGUUUUACACAUUGAAUAUCAUAAAAACGUUCGUUUAUUGUUAUAAUACUGCUGCUAUUUCUAUCGUGAGAUUUAGUCGUAUUUUAGAUUCUUCAAUCUAUAGUGUACAGCAAAUGUUGCAUGGUGAAUUGGCACAGUAUUUGCAUUAGCAAAGUCUUGCUAGUGUGAAAAAUAAUUUUCUUUGUAUACAAGUUCUCGCUUUAAAAUUGUUGACAUUGAUGCGACAACUCUUUGAAUUACUUCUUGCUGAAAACGUCUCAGAAAUUCUGAACAUCGUACUGCAUAUAAUUUUAUUUAUAUACUCAGAUCCCAGUUUUAUCGGCAGAUGGAAUGAAAUUACAAGAUCGAGGUAAAUCGAUUCGAGUAAGUUUGCUCAGUUUAUAUCAUGCUCUAAUAAUUACGAAUGAUAGCUGAUUCGGGGACUGAUAUUUUAAGGACAGCGUAUAACACAUAUAUAUAUAUACUUAUUCUCAGAAUUUUAUUUCGCGUUACACGUUUACACUCGGCAAUUAUUACCACAAUUGCUCGUUCAAUUUAAUUAUUCGGUACAGAGAAACGAAAUUCUUGUAAAACUGAUGUCCUUAUUAAUUGUAAGUGUACAUAUAAAUUGGGCAGCCGUGAUA